UUCUUCUUCUUCUUCUUCUUCUUCUCAAUCUCUUUUUCUGAUUUUGUUUGGGAUUAGCGUUUGUGAUUUUCCUCCAUUUUUUCUCUUGUCUGAUAUAAUUGACAGGGCUCAUUGCUCUCUAUGAUUUGGGUCUCAACUCUGAGGUUUUAGCUAAGCUCAGUGUAUUCUUACUUCCCAGAUGGCAGGUGUUGAUAAUGAAGUUCUUAUUAUUGAGAAUAAUGAUGAGGCUUCUGUUUGGACUCAAAAGCAUGAAGAAAUUUUCAUUGAACUUAUGGAAGAAGAAGUCCUAAAGGGAAAUAAGAAUACCACAACCUUUACCAAGCAAUCAUGGAAAUAUAUAAAGGAAGAGCUUUGUGCACGAGCAAAAAGAAAUUAUAGUGAUAUGCAACUAAGGAACAAAUACAAUCAAUUAAAGCAAAAGCAUAAGGAUUUUAAGUCUUUACUAAAAGAGACUGGUAUGGGAUACAAUGCAGUGACUGGAGAAGUUAGUGCGACAGAUGAAGUUUGGGAUAAACUUAUUCGGGUUAACAAGUCUGCUAAAAGAUUUAGAAAGAAAGGUUGUAAGUUUUAUGAGAAAUUAUGCACUAUAUUUGGUGAUACUACUGCAACUGGUUCCAAUGCUCGUCCUUCAACUCGAAGUCCUUCUAAUGAUGGAGAUAAUAAUGAUGAUGAUGCAACAUCGAUAAGCCGUUCUACUAGGAAUGAAGAAAGUAGUUUUGAUGAGGAUGGUAGCAAAAGAAGAGGUAAAUCAACAGCCACUUCGAACUCUCGAUCAGUAAAAAGAGCAAAGUUCUCAUCAGCUUUGGCAGAUGCACUGGCAACAUAUAAUGAAACUGCAAAGCGAAAGACAGAAUUGAUAAAGAGAUAAAUGGCAACAUCUGCAUCACAUUACUUAUUGGAUGAGAGUGUUGAAGCUCUUAAUCAAAUUGAUGGAAUUAGUGAAGAAGUAUACGCAAAAGCUAUUGAGAAGUUUGAGAACGAGGUGUCCAGAGCAUUGUUUCUAAAGAUGCUAGAGCAUAGAAGAAUAGAUUGGUUGAUGAAUUUGAAGUGAAAAAGUUUAGAUUUUGUUUAGCUAUGAACAAGAUGACUUUAUUUAGCUAUUAACUUUAGUUUUGUUUAGCUAUUGACUGGAUGAGUUUGUUAAGCUAUUGACUGGAUGACUUUAUUAGCUAUUGACUGUAUGACUUUGUUUAGCUAUUGACUGUAUGACUUUGUUUAGCUAUUGACUGGAUGAUUUUGUUUAGCUAUUGACUGGAUGACUUGUUAGCUAUUGAUUGUAUGACUUUGUUUAGCUAUUGACUGGAUGACUUUUUUGCC
Molecule: messenger RNA, 1317 nt
Organism: Humulus lupulus (European hop)
Lineage: Eukaryota; Viridiplantae; Streptophyta; Magnoliopsida; Rosales; Cannabaceae
Product: L10-interacting MYB domain-containing protein-like
Exons: 3
Coding region: 179-868 (229 amino acids)
Source: RefSeq, a predicted model, not a curated record